CUCUCGCUCGUCCCUCAAUCGCUAAAGAAUCUCACUCUUUCCACCGCCACGGGACUCGCUAACAUCGUGAACAACGCCGCGUCCUCCGAGGGUAGUGAAUUUCUGGAAGGAUGGGAUCGGAGGAUGUGUUCAUCUCGCUGAAGGAGCUUUUCCCGCAGGUUGAUCAUCGUAUUCUGAAGGCUGUUUCCAUUGAACAUGCAAAUGAUGUUGAUGCAGCUGUUGAAUUUAUAGUAUCUGAUGUUUUGCCUCGUUUUAGUGGACCACUCAUUGAAACACAAGGAAUUAAACAGUCUUCUCACAAAGCAGGUUCAUUCUCACAAGCUUUUCUAGGUGGCAGCAAUGCCAAUGAAAUUGCUAGCCAAUUUUCAAAACCGAAAGCAGUUGCAUUUGGAACACAUCUCUAUGACUCUCUAAUUAACAAUUGUGUGACUUCAUUAAUGGAGGAAACAACAAGCAGAGAUUUGUGUGCAAGCAGGCCAUAUGUGCCACGUUUUCUGGCAAAUUUCCAUAAAACUUUUGGAGAUGGUGGUUCAAGCAUGCAUUCAAGAGAAGAUGAUGUUGAAUAUGAAGUUCCCCUCGUCUCUGAUCAUCUGAUUGGUGCUUUACAUUGCACAUCAAGUUUGAUGGAUGAAAGGCUGCCUGUUGGAUCUCUUUCAAAUCUUCAGGGUGGUAACAGUCAUGAUCAAUUAUUUUCUGAUAGGGAUUUUGGAACGACUUUAAAAGAUGACUCUGUUCUGCAAAUCCAGAACUCGAAUUCUCUACAUGAUUCUUUUCAAGAAUUAGAUUGUCUCUCUGGGAAAGCUACUUUUUCACCCAGUCUUGGCGGUUCUGAUGAUGAUCAAUCAAUAAUUCUGGGGAAUAUGUCUGAUGAAUUGGGAAGUGUAGCUUGUUCAGAGAAGGAUACUAAUGGAUCUAUGUUUGGAAGUGAAAAAUUAACCUCCUGUUCUGCAGAUCCUGCUAAUAUACAAGAUUCUGAUAGAAUUGAAUAUAAAUUUGCUGAUAAAGAUGCCUUUGCCUCUCCACAAGAGGCCAACCCAUGUGUUCUUGAAAAUUGUAUAAGUUCUGUCCAAUUUGUAGAUUCAGCUAUUGAAGAAUUUAACUGUUCUACUGGAAUCCAAGAAUUUCAACUGGGGAGCAUGACAGAGAAAGUUGCUGAUUUGCCAUCUUUAUCUCAUAAUGAUUGUCAGAUCACUAAUUUAUCCACUAAAUCAAGUCAGAUUUUAAGCAUUGAAUUUCUUGAAGAUUUUAUUGCUGACGCAAAAACCAACAAGAAAGUCUUGCUGUCUGCAAUAGAAUCAACUAUUGAUAUGAUGAAGGAUGUCGAACUUGAAGAGGAGAGGGCCAAACAGGCUAAAGUGGAAGCCUUCAAGGCAGGUGAAGAUAUUCUUAGCAAGGUGGAGGAGCUUAGAGAAAUUUUAAAGCAUUCCAAGGAAGCAAAUGACAUGCAUGCUGGAGAAGUUUAUGGUGAGAAAUCCAUAUUAGCAACAGAGUCACGGGAACUUCAGUCUCGUCUUCUGGGUUUGUCAAAUGAAAGAGACAAAUCUUUUAGAAUUAUCAAGGAGAUUGAAGAAACUCUUAAAGAACGACUAACUACUGCAAAGAAAGAAAUAGCAGCAGCAGAGCAGGAGAAGCUUGAGAGGGAAAGGCUUGCUCAGAAGGCUCUUAUUGAGCAAGAGCAAUUAAUGGAUGCCAUAGUACAAGAGUCCAAAGCACUGCAACAACAAGCCGAGGAAAAUUCUAAGUUGAGGGAGUUCUUAAUGGAACGUGGUCAAAUAGUUGACACAUUGCAGGGAGAAAUAGCAGUGAUCUGCGAAGAUGUGCUGUCACUCAAGGAAAGAGUGGAUGGACGAAUACAGCUCAGUAGAUCAUUGUUAUCGAGAACUGGAAGUUUGGCUUCCUCAUUGAGCUCUUCUAGCUCUUCUCGAACCUCAUUGUCCGGUAGCAAAUCACCCUCUGUGGAGUUAAAAGAUAGCCCUAACCCUAACCCUAAUUCUAACCCCUUGGCUACUACUACUCAACAACUGCUCAAGAGCCAGGAACUGAAAAGCAGUACAAACAAUGGCAAAACUACUUCUGGUGAGAAACAUGGGAUAGAUUUAGAUUGGGAGUUAUUUGAGUGCCCAAUCUUGAACUUGGCAGAGACAACAUGAUUUGGUGGAGCUAUUUCGUCAUUUUAAACUUCUUUCCCUUCAGGCUUUGAUUUCUAUCUAGCAAAAUAAGAUAUUUUGGAACUUGUUGACAUACUGGUGCUGCAUGAUUUCUUGUAAAUAUUGUGAGGUCAGUUCUUGUUAAAGAACAUAAGAACCUUUCUAGUAUUUUUAGUGCAAACUUUUGAUAUGAUUGAUUAGCUUAGAUAGAAUGGUUAAUGAUGGUUUCUGCUUGCGUUUGUUC
This is a messenger RNA of Dioscorea cayenensis subsp. rotundata (Guinea yam), 2391 nucleotides long. RefSeq lists its product as uncharacterized. The transcript has 9 exons. Gene Ontology annotation, molecular function: ubiquitin binding. NCBI's taxonomy places the organism in Eukaryota, Viridiplantae, Streptophyta, Magnoliopsida, Dioscoreales, Dioscoreaceae. The record is from RefSeq and is a predicted model, not a curated record. Bases 111 to 2150 code for a protein of 679 amino acids.